GGGCGUGCCGGUGAAAUACCCGGAUGUGAUGGGCCAUGUGCAGCGCAGCGCUGUCCUCCGGUCCAGUCUCAUCAUUCCGUCUCACAGACGAGCACCCUGUAGCCGCUCCGAGCCUUUUACCUCACAGAGAUGUUUCGUUUACCGACAGUCAUGAAGCAGGUGAGGCCCGUGUGCAGGGCGCUGGCUCCUCACCUCACACGAGCCUACGCCAAGGAUGUCAAGUUUGGAGCUGAUGCACGUGCCCUCAUGCUGCAGGGAGUGGACCUGCUGGCUGAUGCCGUGGCUGUCACCAUGGGUCCAAAGGGUCGCACUGUCAUCAUCGAGCAGACAUGGGGCAGCCCUAAGGUCACCAAGGACGGUGUGACGGUGGCCAAGAGCAUCGACCUGAAGGACAAGUACAAGAACAUUGGCGCCAAGCUGGUGCAGGACGUGGCCAACAACACCAAUGAGGAGGCCGGCGACGGCACCACUACCGCCACAGUGCUGGCUCGUGCCAUCGCCAAGGAGGGUUUCGACACCAUCAGCAAGGGAGCUAACCCCGUGGAGAUCCGCCGCGGAGUCAUGAUGGCUGUGGAGCACGUCAUUAACGAGCUGAAGAACCUGUCCAAACCAGUCACAACCCCUGAGGAGAUCGCACAGGUUGCUACAAUCUCAGCCAACGGCGACGUGGAGAUUGGUAACAUCAUCUCCAACGCCAUGAAGAAAGUCGGCCGCAAAGGAGUCAUCACUGUUAAGGAUGGGAAGACUCUGCACGAUGAGCUGGAGAUCAUUGAGGGCAUGAAAUUUGACCGCGGUUACAUCUCCCCUUACUUCAUCAACACUGCCAAAGGUCAGAAAUGUGAGUUCCAGGACGCCUACCUGCUGCUGAGUGAGAAGAAGAUCUCCAGUGUCCAGAGCAUCGUGCCAGCCCUGGAGAUCGCCAACCAGCACCGCAAACCACUGGUCAUUGUGGCUGAGGAUGUGGACGGAGAGGCCCUCAGCACCUUGGUUCUCAACAGACUGAAGGUCGGCCUUCAGGUGGUCGCUGUUAAAGCUCCAGGCUUCGGAGACAACAGGAAGAAUCAGCUGAAGGACAUGUCUGUCGCCACUGGAGGAACUGUGUUUGGAGAUGAGUCUCUGGGCCUUGCUCUCGAAGACAUCCAGGCUCAUGACUUCGGCAAAGUGGGCGAGGUGCAGAUCACCAAAGACGACACCUUGCUGCUGAAAGGAGGCGGCAGCCCAGCUGAGGUCGACAAGCGGGCGGCAGAGAUUGCAGAGCAGCUGGAGCACACCACCAGCGACUACGAGAAGGAGAAACUCAACGAGAGGCUGGCCAAGCUGUCUGACGGAGUGGCCGUGCUCAAGAUCGGAGGAACGAGUGACGUGGAGGUGAACGAGAAGAAGGACCGUGUGACGGACGCUCUGAAUGCCACCCGGGCGGCUGUGGAGGAGGGUAUCGUACCAGGUGGAGGCUGUGCCCUGCUGCGCUGCAUCCCGUCCCUUGAUACCCUAAAAACUGCCAACGCCGACCAGAAGAUCGGUGUGGACAUCAUCAGACGGGCACUCCGUAUCCCCGCCAUGACCAUCGCUAAGAACGCAGGCGUGGAGGGUUCGCUAGUAGUGGAGAAGAUCCUGCAGGGGGCGGCCGAACUCGGCUAUGAUGCCAUGCAGGGAGAGUACGUCAACAUGGUGGAGAAGGGCAUCAUUGACCCCACCAAGGUGGUGAGGACAGCCCUGUUGGAUGCUGCAGGAGUAGCAUCUCUGCUCUCCACUGCUGAGGCCGUGGUCACAGAGAUACCCAAGGAGGAGAAGGAGAUGCCAGGAGGCGGUAUGGGAGGCAUGGGUGGCAUGGGUGGCAUGGGCGGUAUGGGAGGUGGCAUGGGUUUCUAGGCCAACCCUCCUGACUGCUGUACAGACUAACAGGCAGAGUGGUGCUGAAGGUGGCUGAGGAACAGAAGAAAAUCCUCCAAGAACCUGCACCAGACUUUGCCCAUACUGACUGACUAUGAGUAUGUUGGAGCUGCAAAUAGUUAAUGACCCCCCCCCCCCCCACUUCUUCACAUGAUUCUGCCUCCUGCCUCUCUUUCUGGGUUUAUGGAGGAGCCACAAACUCAGCCAGUUGUCCCACUCAACCGGUCUGAGAGCCCAUUAAGCCCAGUUAGACCAGGAUCCUCCUCAGCACCUCUACUCUAAACUCAUCAUAAAACAGCCCGCAGAUAAAGAUGCUCCUACGUUUCAUCAGAGAGGUCGUGAAGAAGAAACUAACAGUGUAAACGUCGAUGCUGCUCUGUGUUACCGCAGAGAGGAGAAAAGAUGCCUACCACGAGUCAGUCCUUAUUUCUGUCAUAGUAUUUUGUUAAUUGUUUUGUUUUUUAUAUAUCUGUCAUUUUUCUUUGUGCCAGCUAAUAUUUUGACUUCAAGUCUGUCAUUUGAUUUAAUUAAACUUUCUUCCAGAGCUCAAGUCUGCGUAACAUUACAUUGUCUGUCUGAUGUCACAUGACCACAGCUGAAAGAAGAGUGCCUAAAUGAGCACGUUGAGUGUCACCAGGGCCUGAAAGCAUGUUUACUGACAUCUCUGCUUUUAAGGCUUUGGAGUCAUUUCCAUGCAUGAAUCAUUGUUAGGUUGUGUGUGUUUGUUUGUUUUUGAUCAUGAGUCAGCUGAAUAUUGAUUUGAUGGCAUAUGGCUGAUUGUAUAUGAGAGGGGAGGAGUCAUGAGUCUAAAUGUGAAAACGUGCAGUGUCCUUGUGCUGUUUAUUAUUGAUCUUCACCAGUGAGACUCUGCUCAUGCGCUCUGCUUUCACUGCGAGUCAGAGAAACCACAUCCAGAUAUUACUUCAUAAAGCACAGCUGUUUCUGUUCCACGUUAUUCCUCUGCAAACAGCAGUGAUCAUUCGACUUGUUUUGUACAAUGUAGACAUGAUUAAUGGUGAAUGGUAUGUUUUUUUUUUUUUAUUUAAUAAAAUCAGUUGUUCAGAUA
Messenger RNA from Larimichthys crocea (large yellow croaker), 2956 nucleotides. RefSeq names its product heat shock 60 protein 1 (gene hspd1). The record is from RefSeq and is a predicted model, not a curated record. Gene Ontology annotation, molecular function: ATP-dependent protein folding chaperone; ATP binding. Bases 130 to 1869 code for a protein of 579 amino acids. Gene Ontology annotation, biological process: protein refolding. The transcript has 11 exons. NCBI's taxonomy places the organism in Eukaryota, Metazoa, Chordata, Actinopteri, Sciaenidae.